UACAAACAAAUUCUUUGUUUGUAUCUUUGAUGGCCAGUAAUUAUCAGUCUGAGAAUUUAAAAAUUCUCCAAAUGAUUAUCAAAAUUAUUAAUAUUUUUAAUAAUCAUUUAGAGAAUUUUUCGACCUCAACUCAAA
Racocetra fulgida is the source of this 135-nucleotide messenger RNA. NCBI's taxonomy places the organism in Eukaryota, Fungi, Glomeromycota, Glomeromycetes, Diversisporales, Gigasporaceae. The record is from the annotation of a GenBank genome assembly.